AAAAAACAAUUCAAUUGGAAAAUGUCCAGCAAUUCUGAAGAUGGAUGUCGUAAGAAAAUUCCACGCAUUAUGACAUUUCGUCCAAGCUAUGAAGAAUUUAAAAACUUCUCAGCAUAUAUCGAUUACAUAGAAUCUAGGGGUGCCCACUUGGGAGGUAUUGCCAAGAUUAUACCGCCACCCGAAUGGAAACCACGAUCAGAGGGUUAUGAUAUUGAUAAUAUCAAUAUGACAAUACCCGCUCCAAUAUCGCAAGUUGUUUCGGGCAAACAAGGAGAAUAUCAACAAAUUAAUGUUUUGAAAAAAUCAAUGACAUUGCGACAAUUUAAAGAACUGGCCGAAUCGGAACGACAUCAAACCCCUAAACAUUUUGAUUAUGAUGAUCUCGAAAGAAAAUAUUGGAAAAAUGUGACAUACAUUGCACCAAUGUAUGCUGCCGAUGUUAAGGGUUCUCUAAGUGAUCCAGAUCUUGAUGUGUGGAAUAUUGACCGCUUGGAAACGAUAUUGGAUUAUGUCAACAAGGACUAUGGCAUUGAGAUUGAUGGUGUCAAUACAGCCUAUUUAUAUUUUGGUAUGUGGAAAAGUUCAUUUGCAUGGCACACAGAAGAUAUGGAUUUGUAUUCAAUAAAUUAUCUACAUUUUGGUGCGCCCAAAACAUGGUACGCCAUACCACCGGCCUAUGGACGUCAAUUGGAGAAAUUGGCCAAUCGUAUUUUUUACGAAAACUAUCAGAACUGUAAUGCCCAUCUACGGCAUAAAAUGACAUUGAUUAGUCCGCAGGUGUUGAAGCAAAAUAAAAUACCCUACAAUCGUAUUACCCAGGAGGCUGGGGAAAUAAUGAUAACCUUUCCCUACGGUUAUCAUGCUGGCUUUAAUCAUGGUUUUAAUGGAGCCGAGUCUACAAAUUUUGCGUCAAAACGUUGGAUUGAAUAUGGCAAAAGAGCAUCAAUCUGUCAUUGCCGCAAGGAUAUGGUGAAAAUAUCAAUGGAAACCUUUGUGAAACGUUUUCAGCCGGAACGUUAUGAUAAUUGGUUGAGAGGUGUAGAUUAUGGUUGUCAUCCAGAGGAACCGGACAAAAUUUGUGCCGCGCCACCACCCACCAUCAACAAGUAUACAUAUUUAAAGAGAAAAUCCUCUGAAUGUUCAGAAGGUUCACAACAAAAACGUGGUUGUUCUCUGGCUUUACGUGAUGACACUACAAAUUCGAAUAAUUUGGAAAUGGAAAACUCACUCGAUGGUGGUCUGUACGUUGAACAGAAUUUGUUGAAGAAAGUCCCUACCUUAAAACUGCAUAAAAUCAAUGUAGAUUCUAAAGAUUCAUCACAAAAUAGUGGUAGUGGUGAUGUUACCUCAAAAUCUGUUGACUACAAUGCCACCGUGGCUGUGCAAAUUCAACGCAUAUGGAAUGCGUUGCCAUGUCCGACAGUUGGAAAAAAUCUUCUCACUAAUGGUAUUAUUAAAAAUACCAAACGUAUGCGUUUUCAAACUAAGACCAUACUAUUAGAUGAUGAAGAUUAG
Molecule: messenger RNA, 1515 nt
Organism: Musca vetustissima
Lineage: Eukaryota; Metazoa; Arthropoda; Insecta; Diptera; Muscidae
Gene: Kdm4A
Product: probable lysine-specific demethylase 4A
Exons: 1
Coding region: 22-1515 (497 amino acids)
Biological process (GO): chromatin remodeling
Cellular component (GO): nucleus
Molecular function (GO): histone H3K9 demethylase activity; histone H3K36 demethylase activity
Source: RefSeq, a predicted model, not a curated record